Messenger RNA from Chroicocephalus ridibundus (black-headed gull), 5421 nucleotides. It is a transcript of the gene GYG2, whose product is annotated as glycogenin 2. The transcript is spliced from 8 exons. Bases 1321 to 2529 code for a protein of 402 amino acids. Gene Ontology annotation, molecular function: glycosyltransferase activity. Gene Ontology annotation, cellular component: cytoplasm. NCBI's taxonomy places the organism in Eukaryota, Metazoa, Chordata, Aves, Charadriiformes, Laridae. The record is from RefSeq and is a predicted model, not a curated record.
UUUUUGGAGGGUGAUAAUGUGGAAGAAUAAACAACAGCAUGAAAGAUUUUAAUAGGCUUCCUGUGGAUUUCACGGCAUUAUGUCUAGAAGUUCCCCCUUGGCUAGCGAUUUCUGAGAGGAAUCCCAGAUAACAUCCAUGAUAAGAUCAUAAACCUAAUAAGAAUUCACUUGCAGAAAUAGACCUUGUGGCUGGAAUUUGUCUUAAGCUCAUAAUUGGGAACAUAAACUGAAAGUUUGGGGACCAAGGUCUUAGUGUCUUGCUGUUGAGCUGAAAUAAAGGCACUACUGGUUUUGUUUGGUUCCCCCCCCCAGUGUUUCUCUUUUAGAAAGAGCAAGAUAUGUAACCGCUGUUGACAUCAGAACUCCCCAAAAACCUUAGGGGCUCAGUUUCAGAUGACUAAUCUUCUUAAAAUAUUGGUGCAUGGCUACUUUCCAAUUUGGGUUGUGAUUCUACAGGCACUACAGAAUUGCAUGUACAGAAAUCUCAUGAGAUCUGUUGAACUCAACCCUGUUAUUUGGAGGACUGUAUUGCUUGUUAAAAGAAACAUGACAUGCUAUAGCUACUUAAACUCUUAGUUCUGCUAUGGCUUAGGCAGUGUGCAAGCUCCUGAUUUCUGUAUGCCAUGUGAAAGUAUUUGUGGUGCAUCUGGCUCAAAAAACAUAUUUCCCCAUUUUUGCUGUAAUUAGAUGUACAGAAAUCUGUUUUUACAGGUUUUUUAAAGUAUGGAUUUUGUCAGAACACUGUAGCCUUCUUGAGGGAAUACUGUAUACAUUUGACACGUGAGUGGAUACCAAGUCCAUCAGUUUUUUCGUCCCCGUUCAGUGGAGGGAAAAAUUUUUAUAAUACAUUUUUUAAAUCAAGGAUAACACUUUUUUUUAAAAAAACUACAUCACUGACCUAUGCUUCUAAAGAUCUGUACCUACUCUUAAUUCUUUCCCAGUUAACUCUUAUUUUUUCCCAUUUCUUCCUGUCCCUUAAAGAUAGUCAAGCAAAAGCUAAUGACUCUGAAAUCUAAAUAAUCAACACAGACUCAUCUUUUUCUGUGUUUGUAUGACAUCCAGGACUUUGUAGUCAAUAGCGUAAUGUCAAUGAAUAAUCUGUGUUUAAAAGACUUUUUUCUUGUAUCUUGAAGGAAGAUUAGCUACCUUGGUAUCACCUAUGAAAUUCCUGUGAAAGAUAUGCAUAGAGAAAAGAUGUCUUACUAAAAGUAUCAUUUGAGACGACUUGUAGUAGUGAGCAAGUCUGUCCUCCGCAGCGUGUUUGACGAAGUAAUCGAAGUGGAUACGCUUGACAGUGCUGACUCAGUCCGCUUGGCUCUGAUGCAGAGGCCAGAACUGGGUGUAACCUUCACUAAGCUUCACUGCUGGACUCUUACUCAUUAUAGCAAAUGUGUCUUCAUGGAUGCAGACACUUUGGUGCUUUGCAAUGUUGAUGAAUUGUUUGAUCGAGAAGAGUUUUCAGCAGCUCCUGAUUCCGGCUGGCCUGACUGCUUUAAUAGUGGUGUAUUUGUGUUCCGACCUUCUUUGAAAACUUACAACCUACUGCUCCGUUUUGCUGCUGAACAUGGCAGCUUUGAUGGAGGUGACCAAGGCUUGUUGAAUAGCUUCUUCAGCAACUGGGCAACAGCAGAUAUUGGCAAACACUUACCUUUCCUCUAUAACUUAAGCAGCAGUGCUGUAUACACCUACGUUCCUGCUUUCAAUCAUUUUGGUAGAGAUGCCAAAGUUGUUCACUUCUUGGGAGCGACAAAGCCCUGGAACUACAAAUAUAACCUUCAAACAAAGAGAGUUAUGCAGGAUGGCAGCACCUCUGGAUCUUUUCAUCAACUGUCAUUUCUUGCCCUCUGGUGGAAUAUAUACAGCGCCAGUAUAUUGCCUUUGUUAGAAAAACUUCAAAAGAUGGAAGAAUCAGAAUCUGAGGAAUGCAAGCACACUUUCAAUGGAGUUGAAAUUACACUGAAAAAGGUCAGUCCUCCUGUGUCCAAUUCGCUGCAAAUGCCUGGGCUUCCAGAGCAGAAAUAUGAAAUAUAUCCCACAGCAUGUUCACCUGAGGAACUCACUUUCGAAGCUUGGCUGUAUUUUAGCAACCUGUAUGUGAAGUUGAACAAAGCGGUUCUAACGUCCAUCUCUCUGAGCCUGACAGACCUUCAGAACAACUUGUAUUUCAUCCUGCGUUUCAGGAAACCUCAGAACUGGACGAGGUUGCACAUUCUAUUUCAGAGCUGUCUAUUCACUUCAAACCGGAAGAACCAAGUCCAGAAGAUGAACGGAGAAAAUGGGAGGAAGGGCGUAUGGACUAUAUGGGGAAAGAUGCUUUUGAACAUAUCAAAAAGAAAUUGGAUGCAUUUUUAUAUUAAGAUGGAGUGUACUGUAAUGGCCGUCAUGAUCUAUGUUUCUUCUAUAAAUACAGUCCUUGAAUACUUGGCUAUUUUCAUAGUUUGUUUGACACCAAAGUUAGAGGUAGAUAUGGGCCCUCAUAUAUCUUGGGGAAAGAUUAACAGGUACAGACUCUUGUUUUUUCACUGUUAAGCGUGCCUCAGCUUUAUUGUUAUGUGUGUCUCAUCUUCAUUGCUCUCCCAUAGUGCCUUCUGAAGUAUAAUGAAUGGUACCCUCUGAGUCUGAACUCUCACACUUACCACUUUUCCCUGCUCCUCCCCAUAAGCAUUUUGCAGAAACAGUCAGGAGUGUGAAACAUGUUGGAAAUUGAGAUUAUUUCACAAAUUGAGAUUAUUUCAAAAGUACUUACAGAAGAUGCUAUAAAACUAUUUAAAUGAAAACCUUGUUCUUGAAACCAAGUUAAUAUUUUCAAAGGUAACCGUAGUGUAGACUUCAAUAUGAGAAAAAAGUGGGGAGAUGAAAUCCUGGCCUCAUAGGAGUCUGCAACACAACUUUUUAAUUUAAGUGUAUUUAGGAUCACAGGAAAUUCAGACUUUGUCUGAGAUCACUAAUGGAUGUUCUCCCUGUUUAUAGGAAGCUGCUCAGCUUCAUCACCAGCAUAAUGAAGAGUGGUGUAAAACUCCUAAAAUAGACUAAUAUAUGUUAACUUUUUAUAUUGUUGCUAUAGGAUACUGUUGUUAUUUUAAAUAUUAUUAGCUCUAUUUGCAUAUUCAGAGUUGCAUAGUCAGAGGAGAAAUCCUGACACUAUGGUGUAAACCUUCUGGUGCUUUAUAUCGAUUUGUUUACAGUACUUCAAACUGCAGUUGACAAAGGCGUUCUUCAUGUUUAGCUGGUUGCCCCAUAUUGCAGGCAGUUUGAAUGCAACUGAAAACACAACUGGCACUUGUUUUAGUAAACAGGCCCUUUGAAGAUCUUUUAAACAAUAGCUGUGUGUGGGAACUAAUAAAUCUGUGAGUGUAAUUCCAAAAAAAUCUACUGGUGAGAUUCCAUUAUAUUAAGUAUACUUAUGGGGGAUUGCUUUGUGAAUUUGGGUAUUUAAAUUUGACUAGUCUCAGCAAGUUUGUCUUAACAAUGAGGGGAAAAAAAAACCAAAACAAAAAAAAACAAACAACAUUUUGAAAGAAAGAAGCUUGACAGGCAUGCUAAUAUGAUAACAGAUUUGACAGAGUUAUUCAUAACGCCCCUCAAUAUUAGAAUAAGAAUUCUGCAGCGCUGAUGCAUGAUUUGAAACAUGUUUCAGUCUUAAUAUGUCACAUAUUUUGGUACAGAUAUACCUUAAACCAGGACAUAUACCUAAUGAAAUAACUUGGGAAUUCUGUUUAAAAUGCAAUGAUGUAAUGUUAUGCAUCAGAGGGUUUGCUAUAGAUGCUAGUGGAGAAAAAGGCAGGGUAAGAGGGAAGGAAUUUUUUGUUUCUUUUUCCUCCAUCGAAAAAGAUGGAGGGGUGCGGGCAAUCACUCUCACAAAUUGUGAAAGAAACGAAAGAAUCCAAAGGACUUUUCUUACCAUAAAGGAAGAAAAAUUAUCUUUGAGUAUUUUAGAAUUAAUUUCUAAUAUUCAUAGUAGUGGAUUUGCUUUUACUUUUGUGGGGUAUUUCUGGUUUUUAUCUAGUUCUUUAUUUCGCGUUUAUUCUAAGCACUCUUAGAGCAGGAAUCUCUUUGGGUCUGCUGAAUUCAGGCUUCUAGUUCAAGUUAGAUGUUUGGAGUCUCUGAAGUCCAAGAGAGAGAUGUCCAGAAGAUGAUUCUUCUCAAUUUCUCCGUUGAUUAUAAAGGGAUCCUCAGUAACCUGCCUCUCCUGGGUAGGUAACCUUUGCGUGUUAACACAGGUAGGUGCAUUCUACCUCUUGUUGUGCGUGGCCCAGUGCAGCACUAUGCAGAGAUUACAGCAGCUGCGGGUGUACUCUUACUUAGUGGCAUUUGAUCUGCUGAUUAUCCCUGUUUCUUAGUGAAUUUGUGGAUUUCGGAGAAAGUUCUCUGUUUUAUAAGCGUUAUUGCUAAUAUAAUUCAGUUUUUGAAGACUGUAUAAAACUGUAGUCAACACUGUGAACUCGUGCUUCAUGCAGCUGUCGUUUUUACAAUAACUACUAGAUCUUACUGAGCAUGUGAAUUAGAUUAUGGGAGAAGAAUUAUUGUACCAGAAGGUUUUAAAAUAGGCAUAUGAACAUAGUAAAAGGAGCUGUCAUGGAACACAUUUGAAAGUGCCAACAUGUAAAAUGGUACUGAGUGUGGAUUAUACAAUGUUUUGCAAAGAAAUGUAGUACAUUAAUGUCAUGGAAAUAAAACAGAAACGGAAAGGACAUAUGAAGUCUGUGCUUAUCAGAUGGUGCAGAGUUACUGGUUGUUUAUGUUGUGCAGGGAGUAUUAUUUGUGAUUGACUGGUUACUUUAAUAUGUUUUUUAAUUGUAGCAAAUUGCUUUUGAGACAUUAGCACUACCUGCUGAGCAGAAUUAAAAAGUGUGACCUAUUAUUAUAAGCUUUAGGAUCUCUUGAACUAGCACAACAGGAGUUGUUUUAUUGUAUUUCACGGAAAAGUAUAGCUGUGGUUAAAAGUCCUGCUUCAGUGUAUUGUCUGCACACAAAAAAUGUUGAUCUAGUUACAAGUAAUGUAGUGUUGUAGUGGAUUCUAGCAGAGUACUGUUGCCCCCGGCGUGUGAGAAGGGGGAACCUUGUGAGUGAAUUCAGAAUUUGCAAGUGCUGUUGUUCCAGCAGCAUUCUUUGCUCUUAAGCGCGUCGUUCUGGAAUCUUGGGCUACAAGCAGGUCUGGGGGGUGUUAGGGACUGCGUGUUGCCAUGAACUACAAGGUUGAGGUUUGCUAAGUUGAAAUGUAACUUGGAAAUAAAAUUUAGCAAGCUUCAUCUACAACUUCUUCCUCGUUAAAGUGUGGUAUAGACCCACAUAUUUUUAGGGUAAAGAAAGUUAAGAAAUGUGGGCUUUUUGGCAGCACCAUUCCUCCCUAAACAAGACAUUUUUUCACUUUGGCAAUUUGGAAGGCGCUGUUAAUGAAAUGUAAAGGCGGGGGGGGGAAAC